Molecule: messenger RNA, 2760 nt
Organism: Gavia stellata (red-throated loon)
Lineage: Eukaryota; Metazoa; Chordata; Aves; Gaviiformes; Gaviidae
Gene: GRM7
Product: glutamate metabotropic receptor 7
Exons: 10
Coding region: 1-2760 (919 amino acids)
Biological process (GO): regulation of synaptic transmission, glutamatergic; G protein-coupled glutamate receptor signaling pathway
Cellular component (GO): membrane
Molecular function (GO): group III metabotropic glutamate receptor activity
Source: RefSeq, a predicted model, not a curated record
AUGGUCCGCCUGGGCAGGCUGCUGCGGCUCCUGACCCUGCUGAAGUUGCCCUGCUGCCUGCUGGAGUUCCUGCUCUCGGAGGCGGCCCGGGGGCAGGAGAUGUACGCGCCCCACUCCAUCCGCCUGGAGGGGGACAUCACCCUGGGCGGCCUCUUCCCCGUCCACGCCAAGGGCCCCCCGGGCGUGCCCUGCGGGGACAUCAAGAAGGAGAACGGCAUCCACAGGCUGGAGGCGAUGCUCUACGCCCUGGACCAGAUCAACAGCGACCCGGACCUGCUGCCCAACGUCACGCUGGGCGCACGCAUCCUGGACACCUGCUCCCGAGACACCUACGCGCUGGAGCAGUCCCUCACCUUCGUCCAGGCUCUCAUCCAGAAGGACACCUCCGACGUGAGGUGCACCAACGGGGAGCCGCCCGUCUUCGUCAAGCCGGAGAAAGUAGUUGGCGUGAUCGGGGCGUCGGGAAGUUCGGUGUCCAUUAUGGUGGCCAACAUCCUCCGGCUCUUCCAGAUCCCACAAAUCAGUUAUGCCUCAACUGCACCAGAGUUGAGUGAUGACAGGCGCUAUGAUUUCUUCUCACGUGUGGUUCCUCCAGAUUCCUUCCAAGCACAAGCAAUGGUGGACAUUGUGAAGGCUUUGGGAUGGAAUUAUGUGUCCACUUUGGCAUCUGAAGGGAAUUAUGGAGAAAAAGGAGUCGAGUCCUUCAUGCAAAUUUCCAGAGAGGCAGGUGGGCUCUGCAUUGCUCAGUCCCUGAAAAUCCCCCAGGAUCGCAAGGACAAGACCAUCGACUUUGAUAAAAUUAUCAAGCAGCUCCUAGAAACUCCCAAUGCCAGGGCCAUCGUUAUUUUUGCCAAUGAUGAGGACAUAAAGCAAAUCCUUGCAGCCGCUAAGAGGGCAGAUCAAGUUGGUCAUUUCCUAUGGGUGGGCUCGGACACAUGGGGCUCCAAGGUGAGCCCGUUACUUCAGCAGGAGGAUGUUGCUGAGGGAGCCAUCACCAUCCUGCCCAAGCGAGCGACCAUAGAGGGGUUCGAUGCCUAUUUUACCUCCCGCACCCUGGAGAACAACAGAAGGAACGUGUGGUUUGCAGAGUACUGGGAGGAGAACUUCAACUGCAAGUUAACCAUCAGUGGGUCAAAGAAGGAAGACACGGACCGUAAAUGCACAGGACAGGAGAGAAUUGGCAAAGACUCCCACUAUGAGCAGGAGGGGAAGGUCCAGUUCGUGAUCGAUGCUGUGUACGCCAUGGCGCACGCGCUCCACCACAUGAACAAGGACCUCUGUGCCGACUACCCGGGGGUCUGCCCCGAGAUGGAGCACGCAGGAGGCAAAAAGCUGCUCAAGUACAUACGCAGCGUUAACUUCAACGGCAGUGCUGGCACUCCAGUGAUGUUCAACAAAAAUGGUGACGCACCGGGGCGCUACGACAUCUUCCAGUACCACACCACCAACACCAGUACCCCGGGCUACCGCCUCAUCGGCCAGUGGACAGAUGACCUCCAGCUCAACAUCGAUGAAAUGCAGUGGGGCAAAGGAGUGCGUGAAGUCCCGUCCUCGGUCUGCAGCCUGCCUUGCAAGCCGGGAGAGAGGAAGAAGAUGGUGAAGGGGAUGCCAUGCUGCUGGCACUGUGAGCUCUGCGACGGCUAUCAGUACCAGGCUGACGAGGUGACUUGUCUGCUCUGCUCGUACAACGAGCGGCCCAACGAGAACCGAACAGGAUGCCGUUCGAUACCCAUCAUCAAGCUGGAGUGGCACUCGCCCUGGGCUGUGAUACCAGUCUUCUUGGCUAUGCUGGGAAUUAUUGCCACCAUUUUUGUCAUGGCAACGUUCAUCAGAUACAACGACACUCCCAUUGUCCGGGCUUCUGGGAGGGAACUCAGCUAUGUCCUGUUAACAGGGAUAUUUCUGUGCUACAUAAUCACGUUUCUGAUGAUCGCCAAACCAAACGUUGCAGUGUGCUCCUUCCGGCGUAUCUUCUUGGGCUUGGGGAUGUGCAUCAGCUAUGCAGCCCUGUUAACUAAAACAAACCGCAUCUACCGCAUAUUUGAACAGGGCAAAAAGUCAGUGACAGCACCUAGGCUUAUAAGCCCCACAUCGCAGCUGGCAAUCACGUCGAGUUUGAUAUCUGUUCAGCUUCUAGGUGUCUUUAUUUGGUUUGCAGUUGACCCACCCAACAUCAUCAUAGAUUAUGAUGAGCAGAAAACUAUGAACCCCGAUCAAGCCAGAGGAGUUCUCAAAUGUGACAUUACGGAUCUACAAAUCAUUUGUUCCUUGGGUUAUAGCAUUCUUCUAAUGGUUACGUGUACUGUGUAUGCCAUCAAGACUCGGGGUGUCCCAGAGAAUUUUAAUGAAGCUAAACCCAUUGGAUUCACUAUGUACACUACCUGUAUAGUAUGGCUUGCCUUCAUUCCAAUAUUUUUUGGCACUGCCCAGUCAGCCGAAAAGCUCUACAUACAAACUACCACACUUACAAUAUCCAUGAACUUAAGCGCUUCAGUGGCCCUGGGGAUGCUUUACAUGCCGAAGGUGUACAUCAUCAUCUUCCACCCUGAGCUAAACGUCCAGAAACGGAAACGCAGCUUCAAGGCUGUGGUCACAGCAGCGACCAUGUCAUCACGGCUCUCGCACAAACCCAGCGACAGACCCAACGGCGAAGCCAAAACGGAGCUGUGUGAGAACGUAGACCCGAACAACUGCAUACCACCAGUAAGAAAGAGUGUUCAAAAAUCUGUUACUUGGUACACUCUUCCACCUGCUGUAUAG